Messenger RNA from Nematostella vectensis (starlet sea anemone), 3544 nucleotides. Its product is annotated as gamma-aminobutyric acid type B receptor subunit 2. Gene Ontology annotation, cellular component: membrane; G protein-coupled receptor heterodimeric complex. The record is from RefSeq and is a predicted model, not a curated record. Gene Ontology annotation, biological process: gamma-aminobutyric acid signaling pathway; G protein-coupled receptor signaling pathway. The coding region runs from base 650 to 3499 and encodes 949 amino acids. NCBI's taxonomy places the organism in Eukaryota, Metazoa, Cnidaria, Anthozoa, Actiniaria, Edwardsiidae. The transcript is spliced from 17 exons. Gene Ontology annotation, molecular function: G protein-coupled GABA receptor activity.
GAUAUGGGGGAAAAACGUGUGUUAAGAUAGAACAUCUUGAACAAAUGAGUAUAGGAUUUGACACUUUGAUAAGAUCGUUAUAUUGAGCACAGCAAACACCAUGACAACUUCGUCUCAAAAGAUCAACUCUGAUAGCACAUCCAUAUAAAUGCUUUCAUCCUUGAUUUGAUUUUUAUUAGAACCUCUCAGCCCAGACCGCCUUUUUUAUAUGACAUAGCAAUCAUUUUACGGAAAAAAUAACUAGAUUGCAUAUCAAAGAAGCCGAUGAUGUAUAAUGUCAAUGCCUAAAGCCUAGAAAAAGCCAAAAGUGACAAAAAGAUGAUGUGCAAUGUUUUACGUGAUGCACAAAUCGAAAUAUCGUAGCCAGGCCUACAUAGUGGUUUUAUUAUCCAUUCAAGACCUAGCUUAAAGGUUGGUGUUCACAUCGGCUAUCCUUAAAUCGUCAUAGUCUAGCUCUACUUUUGCACGGUUUGGAUAUAAAAAGGCUCUAACAAAGGAGACAGCGCCAAGAGUAAAGGAAAGAACUCGCUACUCUUGCCAAGCCUAUGUGUCUCACAACGGCAAUACGCAGCGGAUAAACUGAAGACUAAAGAUCUUCUCAUCCCUGCUUAUUGGAUCUAAGUCAAGGAAGAAGAGGAAUUCCCCUCUAAUGGCUUUCAUCGUGUUUGUGCUUGCAUGUCUGAUUUGGCCUGUGAAUGCUAAGAUUCCUCUUUACGUUGGGGGAUUCUUCCCCCUGAGUCCUAACAAGGCCUCAGUGCCCGGGCAUGCGUUGCUCGCUGCCGCUAAACUCGCGUUGAGCCACGUCAAUAACUCCGACAUCCUCCCUAAUCAUGACUUGCGAAUGAUUAUCAAGAAUUCCAAGUGUGACCCGGCGUACACCGCGAACGCGUUCAUUGACCUCCUGAUGGACGAGCGACCUAGCCUGAUGAUCCUCGGGGCGGCGUGCUCUGACGUCACAGAGAUUCUUGCCGAGCUCUCCGCGUACCGCAACCUAGUCCAGGUCUCAUACGCCUCCCGCUCUCUCGUGUUGUCCAAUCGAGACAAGUACCCAACCCUCUUCCGCACGCUGCCAUCCGAGUCAGCGCGGAACCUGGCCCGAGUGAAUUGGAUUGAGCAGUUUGGCUGGAAGAACAUCGCGCUGUUGUAUGAGAAGACUAGUUCAGAUCUGGCUGGUCAGUCCAACAACCAGGUCAUAGAGGAGCUGAAAAAGCUGAAUUGCUCGGUAGUGUUGUCCCAGCAGAUAUCUGACAACCAACUGGACUUGGACUUGCAAACUCUCACGCGUAACGAUGCCCGUAUCAUCGUGGGUACCUUCUACGAGAGAAAAGCUCGUCAAAUCUUCUGCCAGGCGUUCAAGUCGGGUCUGUACGGCGCGCGCUACGUGUGGCUACUCAUCGGGACGUAUAGCUAUCGCUGGUGGGCUGUACCUGAUAAUGGGGUUGAUUGUACCGUCCAAGAGAUGCAGGCUGCUGUUGCGUACUCAUUCAUCUUCAACAAUCAGAUCUUCUUGGGCGAGGAUGAGCAAGGGAAUGCAAAGAGAGCCAUCUCUGGGGUCACCAAGGCAGAGUACUUCAAGCAGUAUCAGUCCUACCUCCAAGCCGACAAUAUCACCACAGCGCCUAACAUCACCGCAUAUGCUUAUGAUGCCGUGUGGGUCAUCGCAGCGGCCUUGAACCAGACCAUCCCCGUCAUACAACGUAUGGGAAAAAGCAUGGAGAACUUUACCAUCGAUCCGCAGAUUACCGAGGUUUUUUUAUCGGCAAUUCAGAACAUUCAAUUCCAAGGAAUUACGGGUGAGGUUGAAUUUUUCAAUGAUGGAGACAGAUAUGAUGGGAUCGUGGAGAUACUACAACAUUAUCCAGAUGGUACAGCUGUUACGGUGGGUUAUUACUAUCCUAGAGAACGGGAGGUUCGCCUCAUUGGCAAAGGCAAUCUAUGGCCAGAAGGCAAAGUACCGUUGGACCGUACUAUCAAGGUGCGCCAAUUCAUCAAGAUUCCCCUGUGGCUCUACAUCUUUGUCUGUCUCAUGGGAAGCCUCGGUAUAGUACUAGGGCUGGUGUUCCUUGCAUUCAAUAUCAAGUACAGGAAUAAAAGAUACAUCAAACUGUCGAGUCCAAACCUCAACAAUGUUGUCAUCCUGGGCUGUAUCCUAAUCUACUCCACUGUAUUCCUGUAUGGUCUAGAUGGGCGCGUGUCAGAUAAGGUCUUUACAGCGACGUGCAGGGCGAGAUUUUGUCUGUUGUCGCUUGGUUUUACUAUCGGCUUUGGUGCGAUGUUUUCUAAGACUUGGAGAGUCCAUCAAAUAUUCACUAAUGUCAAGAAAGUUAAAAAGGUUGUACGUGAUAAGGAUCUGUUCGGCAUGCUCGGUGUCAUCGUUUUGAUUGACGUGUUGUUGCUGUCCUUGUGGAUGGCGCUGCACCCGCCAAGCAGGAAGGUCAUUGUUCUGGAAGGAUCGAGAAAGUUUUCUAAAGAUCGCGACCACGAGUUUGUGAUGCACCGUGAAGAAUGCACCGGUCCACACUCGCUCCCUUGGCUUGUGACCUUCUACGCCUUUCACAGCCUUCUACUGGUGUUCGGCUUGUUCCUCGCCUUCGAGACGCGCAAGAUAUCCGUUCCGGUGCUGAACGACUCGCGGUUUAUUGGCAUUAGUGUGUAUAAUGUGGUGUUACUAUGCGCUAUUGGCGUACCGUUAUCUCACGUUUCUAGCAGCGAGCCGGCGGCAGGCUUCGCGCUCAUAUGCGCGGUUAUACUGUUCUGUACCACAGUUACCCUCAGCGUCCUCUUUAUACCCAAGGUGAUCCAGAUGUGGAAGGACCCUGAUGGGAACCCUUUGCACGGCACCAUGAUUCCCGGCCGUGGACAGAUGAGCAGUACUGGGAACGAGCUGAGUGUCGUCGAGCAGUUCUCCAAUAAGAAUUCCAGACUGGAGGCUGAGAUUUCUACACUGAAACUCGAAAACAAGCAGCUGAAGAGACAGCUCCCAAUGAAUGAUGGUGACAACCAUCAGAUCAAUUCUCAAAGUUUUGACGACGUGUGUGAAACCAAUGGUCGCCAUGUCAGGUUUGGUGCUGCGAGCCCGUUCAAAGGUCGGGCCAAAACCUGCGUUCAUCGGAAACAGAACUUUGCGGGGGAGUUUGACUCGGUUGAGACUGGGCACCACCAUGCGCAGUCGGAGACUGAGCAACUUCUCUCUGAAAGUCCGCAUAACAUAAGGUUAGCAGUAACGACGAAUGAAGCAUCUCCGUCACCAUGUUUACGGCGAUACAGUCUUCCUUCUCCCAAGCCAAAAUACAUUUUCGAACAAACCGGUCAAACCAGUAAAACUGGUCAAACAGGAGACUCUUGCGGAAAUUGUCUUCCGAAUGCAAAGCUCAAGGAGAGCAUUGUUAAGUGUUCCCAUACGAGAAACGGUUGGGACUUUCCGAGAGUACAGGACAAACCAACAGCUAACGGUCUCAGGACAGAGGUCCAUACUUUUGACGGCCGAAAAUGUAUCUGAUGCCUCGACAAAAACAAGAUAUUUGAAUAAAGCAGUUUUAUAACA